Messenger RNA from Sinocyclocheilus grahami, 2650 nucleotides. RefSeq names its product homeobox protein otx5-A-like. The record is from RefSeq and is a predicted model, not a curated record. Gene Ontology annotation, molecular function: DNA-binding transcription factor activity, RNA polymerase II-specific; RNA polymerase II cis-regulatory region sequence-specific DNA binding. The transcript has 2 exons. Gene Ontology annotation, cellular component: nucleus. Bases 25 to 831 code for a protein of 268 amino acids. Gene Ontology annotation, biological process: multicellular organism development; regulation of transcription by RNA polymerase II. Lineage: Eukaryota; Metazoa; Chordata; Actinopteri; Cypriniformes; Cyprinidae.
AUGGAUGGAUGGAUGGAUGGAUAGAUGCACAUGAAAGACUAUCUGUGUUUGUGUGGUUUAUCAUCAGACACUCCACGGAAGCAGCGGCGCGAGAGAACCACCUUCACGCGCGCGCAGCUCGACAUCCUUGAGUCACUGUUCGCCAAGACACGAUACCCAGACAUCUUCAUGAGAGAGGACGUAGCUCUCAAGAUCAACCUGCCCGAGUCCAGAGUCCAGGUGUGGUUUAAGAACCGUCGUGCGAAGUGCCGUCAACAGCAGCAGCAACAGACCAGCGGCCAGACCAAACCCAGACCGCCGAAGAAGAAGUCGUCUCCGGCCCAAGAGCCCAGCGUCAGCGAGCCCAGCACCAGCACCAAUGGCCCCUACAGCCCUCCGCCUCCUCCGGCCCCGAGCUCCAGCUCCACCAGCGCCACCGUGUCCAUCUGGAGCCCGGCCUCCAUCUCUCCGCUUCAGGACCCGCUGUCGGUCUCCAGCACGCCCUGCCUGCAGCGCUCCAGUGCCUACCCCAUGACCUACACCCAGGCCCCGGCCUACGGGCAGAGCUACGCCGCCUCCUCGUCCUACUUCACCGGGCUGGACUGCAGCUCGUAUCUGUCCCCCAUGCACCCGCAGCUGUCGGCCACAGGGGGCGCUCUCAGCCCCAUGGGUGCAGCGCUCAGCCAGUCGCCCGCCUCGCUCUCGUCGCAGGGCUACACGGCCGCUUCGCUGGGCUUCGGCGCCGUCGACUGCUUAGACUACAAAGACCAAACGGCCUGGAAGCUCAACUUCAACGCUGCGGACUGCCUGGACUACAAGGACCAGAACUCCUGGAAGUUCCAGGUCCUGUAGAGCAUCUAGAAUAAGCUUCGCUGCACUUCUAAAAGGCUCCAAAGUGGGGAGGUUUUAGCAGCGAUGCCAUAAAUGGACCAUUUUUGGUUCCCCAAAGAACCUUUGUGUGAAAAGUGUAAAGAAUCUGCUGAAAACAAUUUGAAAUCCUCAGUGUCGGGGGUAGCGCAUUACAAGUAACGCGAGUUACGUAAUCAGAUUACUUUUUUCCAAGUAACUAGUAAAGUAAUGCAUUACUUUUUAAUUUACAAUGAAAUGUCGGAGUUACUUUUUCAAAUAAGAGUUACUUUGUUUUCCGUCAGCUUGAGGCUUAUUAAUAUCACUUUUGGUAUGAAAGGGCCUUUAGAGUUGGCAAAAAUAUAUCUUUUGUGUUUUUUGUUACUAAAAAAACAAAUAAGCAAGCCCAGCCAAAAAGUAACUCAAAAGAAACGCAUUUCCAUAAAAAGUAACUUACGCAAUUAGUUACUUUUCUCAUGGAGUAUAGCAAUAUUGUAAUGGAUUACUUUUAAAAGUAACUUUCCCCAACACUCAUAUAUAACUUGUAAUGGUUUUAAUGGUUAAAAUGGGAAUUGUAUUGGUUUUAAUGGAAACUGUAAUGGUCGCCUACUGGUAAUUUGUUGCCUUGUAUUAGUGGCGUGUUUAAAACACUGAAUACUGAUGGAAUUUGGCCCAAAACUCACUACUUUCAAAAAUAAAGGUCCAAAAUGGGUUUUAUUUGCAGUGAUGGCAUAGAAGAACCAUUUUUGGUUCCCCAAAGAGCCUUUCAGUGAAGAGUUAUUAAAAUAAAAAAAUGUUCUUAGUGUGAGGAGCAUUUUAAUCAUCUAAAGAAACUUUUUUCACUAUAAGGAACCUUUUGUAGAAUGGAAAGGUUCCAUGGAUGUUGAAGGUUCUUCAUGGAGCCAUUGAUGAAGAACCUUUAUUUUCAUGAAUGUGGAUCACAUAAUGCCCAUAUUCUGAACCAUUUGGACGACAUGGAUAAACGUACAGCUGAUGGUCCAGUGUAGAUGGAGAUGUUUCUUACUGUCUGUCUUGAUUAUUUAUGAAUAGCACUGAAUGACGUGUAGCUGGUAGAUGAUAGAGAAAUGAACACCGCUCAAAUGUUUAGUGCAGUGAAACAGUGAUAUACACCUCAACACGGUUCGAUGACAAUCAUCAUCUGAACUGCUAAAGUCUUGUUGUUCUAGGAGGUGUAUCAUUAGGCUAGAUGAUGUUUCAGCGUUCAGAAUCCCAAAUGUUUGUCUAUAAGCUGCUUUUGAAACUGAAGAACGAACCUGAGACUCAGAGACUCCAGGAGCAAAGCAUGCUGGGAUUCCAGUAUAAGUCACAUGACACGUGAACUCUAGCGCUCACUAGAGCUGAAGAUGUUUCGUUUAUGUUUUAUAUGUUUUCUUAAUUGAUAUUAUGAUUGGAUCAAGCAUCUGUUGUUUCUUCUACAGUUGUUCUAAAACUGUGACACAUUCAGUAUUUCCUGUCAUUUCCACGGCUGUGAUUCUGAAACGUCAAGCUGUACUUGAAUGAAUCAUGUGUCGAGUUGCAUGGAAUUGAACAACAGAAUCUCUCAGUCUUGACGUUUAGAUGCUGCCAACAAUCAGCGUUUGUUUUCUUGUCAAUCUCAGGGGUUUCUGACGCUCACAGACGCAGAGCUUUCAUCGGCUCAUUAUGCUCGUUUGUAAAUCAGCGCUCUUUUCUGAUGUUAGAUUCUGUCUUUGUUUGUAAUGUCCUGCUUUUCAUUGUGUUUGCAUUUAGAGUCUUGUAGUUUUGAGACUUUUAAUGAAUUAUAAAUAAAUAAUUUCUUUCCAUAAAUACAAGACAGGUUGGUUUU